AUGUACAGCAUGAUGGAACACGAGCUGAAACCGACCGGCCAGCCCCCCUCUCAUCAGACAUCCCAAGGAAUGUCACCGGUGACCGGCAACAUGACCGGGAACAUGGUCAGUAAUGGCAACUCUCACCCGAGCUCCAAAACGGCCUGUGCGCCCGGAGGCGAUCCCAUGGAUAAAGUCAAGCGACCCAUGAACGCUUUUAUGGUCUGGUCCAGGGGACAGAGGCGUAAAAUGGCUCAAGAAAACCCCAAAAUGCACAACUCCGAGAUCAGUAAGCGGCUGGGAGCUGAGUGGAAACUUCUGACCGACGCUGAGAAGCGGCCCUUCAUCGACGAAGCCAAGCGGCUGCGGGCCGUCCACAUGAAGGAGUAUCCAGAUUACAAGUACAAACCACGCCGCAAGACAAAGCCCCUGCUUAAAAAGGACACUCAGGUUGGGAAGUACCCGCUGUCCGCUGGGAACCUGCUGGCGGCGGCAGCGCAAGGCCAAGGUGGUAGUCCGAGGAUGGAGAGCUAUGGCUGGGGUCCCACCGGGGGGUACGCCGGCAUGCAGGGCGAGGCGCUCAGCUACACCCAGCAGCUCCAUCGGUAUGAUCUGUCAGCUCUCCAGUACCCACCUACCAUGACGGCAGCACAGACGUACAUGAACGGAGCUAGCUCGUACAGUCCUAUGUCAUAUAGCAGCAGUCCCCAGCAGCCUAGCCCUGUCACCAUGUCCAUGGUGAAAGCAGAACCAGUGUCCCACUCGCCUCCAACAGGAACGCCAAACCACCACCGGGGGCCUUUGCAGGGUGACCUCAGGGACAUGAUCAGCAUGUACAUUCCGGGACCGGGAGGGGAUGCCGGCGACCCCACGACAGCACAGAGGGGCUACACCAGUGUUCAGCAGCACUACCUCACCGGAACAGUCCCACUCACACACAUCUAG
This is a messenger RNA of Chelmon rostratus (copperband butterflyfish), 924 nucleotides long. It is a transcript of the gene sox19b, whose product is annotated as SRY-box transcription factor 19b. NCBI's taxonomy places the organism in Eukaryota, Metazoa, Chordata, Actinopteri, Chaetodontiformes, Chaetodontidae. Bases 1 to 924 code for a protein of 307 amino acids. Gene Ontology annotation, molecular function: DNA-binding transcription factor activity, RNA polymerase II-specific; RNA polymerase II cis-regulatory region sequence-specific DNA binding. The transcript has 2 exons. The record is from RefSeq and is a predicted model, not a curated record. Gene Ontology annotation, biological process: regulation of DNA-templated transcription; cell differentiation; anatomical structure morphogenesis.